UAAAGUCUUUUGUAGCAAAUAUCUAAAUAAAUAUUAUAAGUCCAUCAAUUUUUAGUAUUUACACUUUGUGAGUUAGUAGUAAUAAUGCCGGAAGUCAGUGUAAAAGAAGCGGAGCGUUUUAUGGUGGAAAGUCUAGUAGCAGGUGGAGCUCCCUUGUCUGAGGCGAAGGCUCAUGCUGAUUUGCUUCUGCAUGCUGAUUUUGUCGGACAUUUUAGCCAUGGAAUGAAUAGACUUGAAGUCUACAUAAACAACAUUAAAUCAGGAAUAUGUAAUCCCAACGUGAAGCCAGUUGUGCUAAAGGAAACAGCGGCGACUGCGUGGGUUGAUGGAUGUGACGGACUUGGAGCUACCGUCGGAAAUUUCUGCAUGAACCUGGCAAUCAAAAAGGCGAAGGAAUGUGGAAUAGGAUGGGUUGCUGCCAAACGUUGUAAUCAUUACGGAAUGGCGGGCUAUUGGGCGCUGAAAGCUGAGAAAGAAGGUCUUAUUGGUAUGUCUUUCACCAAUUCCUCACCAGUUAUGGUACCCACAAGAGCUAAACAGAGCGCUAAUGGAACGAAUCCUAUUGCAAUGGCUGCACCAGCUACUGGUGGAGAUUCUAUUGUCGUUGAUAUGGCGUCAACAACAGCUGCUGUGGGAAAGAUUGAAGUUCAAAUUCGAAAAGGAGAACCCAUUCCAGAGGGUUGGGCUUUAGGACCAGAUGGUAAAACUACAACCGACUCACAAUUGGCGUUCGACACAGCUCGGCUUCUUCCAUUGGGUGGAUUUGAAGAAACAAGCGGCUAUAAAGGAUACUGUCUGAGUGCAAUGGUCGAAGUAUUCUGUAGUGGACUUUCUGGUUCCCAAAGCACUCAUAACAUACCAUCAUGGUCACACAAUCAAAGCGAGGCUCCUAAUCUUGGCCAAUGUUUUGUGGCUAUGGACCCGGGGUGCUUCGCGCCUGGCUUCGAACAGAGAGUAGCUGAAUGUCUCCAACAUUGGAGGAAUCUGGAGCCGGUCGAUCCAUCGUUACCUGUCCUAGCUCCAGGUGAUAAAGAAAGAAACAACGCUAAGACAACCAAUGAAAGAGGUACCAUUAUCUACCCUCAGUCACAAGUGGAGUUCUACCAGCGUUUGGCAGCAAGAAUUGGCGUUCGACCAUUGGAAGUAGUCAAUACACAAUGUUCAAAAUAAACUAUCAAAUUUUUU
Melitaea cinxia (Glanville fritillary) is the source of this 1185-nucleotide messenger RNA. Its product is annotated as (2R)-3-sulfolactate dehydrogenase (NADP(+))-like. Gene Ontology annotation, molecular function: oxidoreductase activity. NCBI's taxonomy places the organism in Eukaryota, Metazoa, Arthropoda, Insecta, Lepidoptera, Nymphalidae. The transcript has 8 exons. Bases 85 to 1170 code for a protein of 361 amino acids. The record is from RefSeq and is a predicted model, not a curated record.